Messenger RNA from Oryzias melastigma (Indian medaka), 2200 nucleotides. RefSeq names its product nudix (nucleoside diphosphate linked moiety X)-type motif 4b (gene nudt4b). Gene Ontology annotation, biological process: adenosine 5'-(hexahydrogen pentaphosphate) catabolic process; diphosphoinositol polyphosphate metabolic process; diadenosine hexaphosphate catabolic process. Lineage: Eukaryota; Metazoa; Chordata; Actinopteri; Beloniformes; Adrianichthyidae. Gene Ontology annotation, molecular function: bis(5'-adenosyl)-pentaphosphatase activity; bis(5'-adenosyl)-hexaphosphatase activity; diphosphoinositol-polyphosphate diphosphatase activity. Gene Ontology annotation, cellular component: nucleus; cytoplasm. The record is from RefSeq and is a predicted model, not a curated record. The coding region runs from base 1186 to 1758 and encodes 190 amino acids. The transcript has 5 exons.
CUGGACUGUUGGCAUGGAGUAAGCCUGCCCUCAUUUCCCAUCAUCUCUUUGUUUAUACUCCUUCCCACUAUCUUACAGUCUCUCACAACCACUAACCUACACUACUACAGACUUUUUCCGCAACAUUUUUUUUGUCUGCUUCUGAUUCACAAGGAUUUGAAUAAAGAAAUACUUCGAAAUGCAAAAUAAAUCACAAUUUUCUUUAUUUAUGUCCUUCAUUUUAAGAAAAAACAUGUUAAAAACACAGCUUUCGUUGGCAUGUGUCUCUAAAUUUUUAAUUUACCAAAACAAUUGAGUCCAGUAAAAGUUUUUAAUCAUUGAUACUUGUUUGUAUUCAUCUCAUGAGAUCCCACUUAGUUCCACGAAGUCUACAAUGGAAAAUACUGUGUUAUUCUCAUAACAGACUGUGCUUGUUUUUGGUAAAGCUGUCACUCCAGGCAGAUGUAUUUUAUUUUCAAACCCCAUCAAGGCAAAAAAGGACCAGUUUUAUGCAUUUUGGGGUAAAUAUUGGGCCCGAAUUAGCAAACAAGAGGGUACUUUAAAAAAAAAAAAAAAGUGUGUCACAUACAAGUGAAGCCAUUGUGGGAUGCAGCACCUAGCAACAAGAACUCUCAUUCAUAGAAUUACAUUAUUUUUCUACUAAAACGCUAGUAAAUUCAUGCUUAGACUCUAUUUGUCGGGGACUGUGUGUUGACAACGAGCAGAGGUCAGUUUGGUUCUGAAAUGUUUUCUUUAUCACUGUUUUGAGCAGAAGCUUGGCUCCGCCCACGGAUGUCGGCUCGGCCAAUCAGCUGCUCGCUGCCGUAGCUCUAAUCUGUACAUGUAAAAACUCUGUCCAUUGAGUCAGCGGCCAUGCGCAAAUUGAUUCAGAGGUGGUCUCAGAGGAGUGGGGUCUUGUUCUUAUAAGAAGUCUCCCCUUGGAACUCGCAUAUAUUUUCUUGGAGAAUACAAUCAGCAUCUGGACUUCUUUUUUUUACGCGGAAAGAUAAUUUUAAGGAUAGCCUGCUGGGGUUUUUUUCCCCUCUCUGCAACACCCCCCCGGUCACUCCUCGGAUGACAGAUCGUCUUGAUGCUGAAACCAGCAGCAACGAUGCGGCGGCUGACACGUUAACUCAUUAACUAGUAUUACCCAAAUCACUUCGACCGUUUGUAUCGUACAAGAGGGCAGAACAACUGAAUCCCACGAUGAAGCUCAAACCGAACCAGACAAGGACGUACGAUGGAGACGGGUUUAAGAAGAGAGCCGCGUGUUUGUGCUUCAAGAAUGAACGCGAAGAGGAGGUUCUGUUGGUCAGCAGUAGUCGGCACCCGGAUCAGUGGAUCGUUCCUGGAGGAGGGAUGGAGCCAGAAGAAGAGCCGUGUGGUGCAGCCGUACGAGAGGUGUUUGAGGAGGCUGGCGUGAAGGGCAAGCUCGGCCGUCUUCUUGGCGUAUUUGAGCAAAACCAGGAUCGGAAGCACCGAACAUACGUGUACGUGCUGACCGUCACCGAGACGCUGGAGGAUUGGGAAGACUCGGUCAAUAUAGGCCGUAAGCGGGAGUGGUUCACCGUGGAGGAGGCCAUCAAAGUGCUGCAGAGCCACAAGCCCGUACACGCCGAGUACCUCCGGAGGCUGCAGCUCAGCUGCUCCCCCACCAACGGGAACUCCAUCCUCCCGACCCCGCCAACGAACGACAUCUACCCUCAUUACGGCACAAACGCCAACACGCCCUCCACGGGGAUGUGCUGGGCUCUCCCCGCAGACAGGACUGCCCCCUAAACCUCGGCUCGCUCCCCCCCUAAAGCCUGUACAGUCUCCUGCAUGAAUCUGUUCUCAGAGUCGUGGAUCACCUGUAUUUAAAACUUCUAAUCAUAGCUGCAAGACUGACCAAAGCCGCUGGCAGAACUCUGAUGAAGCGUUUGUGAAGCCGACACAAGGAUAUGACUAACUCCUGGACAUUUCUACUGACUCUUGUUUGUGGAAAAAAAGAAUGCCUUACAGAAACUGUAUGAAUGUUGUAUUUGGGUUCUUUUAGUUCACUUUUUACUUUGUAGCAGUGCUGCAUAGCUUCUUAAGGUUAAGUGGGCCCUACAGCACAUCGGUUUGCAGAAUGUCUCCAGGUAUUCUCCUUUUAUCCACCCGUACUCGUAUUACCAAAUGUAUUAUGAUGCACCUAAGCAUUUCAGGAAUUUCUAUUUUAUAUCAAUUUGGAUUUUUUUUU